AUGAUGAGCGGGAGCCUGGUCCCCUGCGGAUCCCUGCCCCGGGAUGCCGUGCCGUUCCGCGCAUUCCCACGGGCCGGCCCACACCCCGUCCCCCGCCGGCCUAUCCUGCCCGAGCACCGCACCUUUGCGGUCGCGGAGGCCACGCACCUCAGGACGUUGGAGCCCCUGGGCUACUCCAACGCGCUGGAGAGGCUGGAGGCGGGCUGGGCCCUGUGCCCCCCUCUCCUCAUACCGGGGGAGGAGGAGGGAAGGGACGGCGAGGAGCGGAGGGAGGGCGAGCAGCGACCGCGCGAGAAGGAAUGGCCGCGACGUGCUGAGCCAAAGAAGAAGGCGGCGGAGGUCGCGCCUGCUCGCGACGCCUUUCUGGACGACUUCUCUGCCAUCCUGAGGGACCUGAGGGGCCUGGACACGGAGCUGGAGGCAUCCAACAGCCAGCUCCAGUCUGAGGUCAUGGGCGACGCCCUCACGGUGGGUGUGGUUGGCCGUGUGCUGGCGGUCGUGGAGGCGGACCGCAUUCGGUUGAGGAAGCAGGCCGCCGCCGGCGCAUCGAGCGAGGCCGGGUCCGACAGCCGCCGGCCCGCACUGCUGGACAAUGACGAGGAUGCGGAGGAUGGCGACGCGCCUCCCUUGACCGCCGACCAGGACGCCAACGAUGAGGAGGAGGGCGCCGCGACUCCGGCCGCCGCCCUGCGCGGCGACCCCUGCGCCUGUAUCGAGACGAUGCGCGCGGUGCUGGCCUCGGUGUCCUCCAAGCGCCUGCUCACCGCGGCGCAGGAGUGCGACCUGGGCGAGAUGGUCCAGGCGCGGCUGGGCCUGCUGGAGGUCCGCGCGCAGCUGCGCGCGGCGCGGGGCGAGGGAGGAGGGGGUUUGGACCCCCAGGCGACAUCCUCGGGCCCGGCUGCCGGCGACGACGGGCACGCCACGCAUGGUGCCGCACCUGCGCGCUCGCGCCCGGCUGCUUCUGCCAGCCACGGAGACCCUGCCGCCUCCAUCACCACCGCGCGCGCUCCGCCGGCGGUGUCGCCGCGCGAGUGGGCCGCGGCGGCGGGGCUGACGCCCGCGGAGCUCCAGAUGCGGCUGCACCUGGGCCUGCAGGCGCGGGAGAUGAUGGUGGCCUGCAACGCGCGCCUGGUGGCGGCGGCCGCACAUCGGUACACUGGGCGCGGCCUGAGCCAUUCCGACCUCGUGUCGGAGGGCAUGCAGGGCCUGCGCACGGGCGUGGAGCGAUUCGACCCGCGCCGCGGCUUCCGCCUCUCCACCUACGUCACGUGGUGGAUCCGUCAGGCCCUGGGGCGGGCCACCCAGGCCCAGGGCCGCCUCGUCUCCCUCCCCGUCUCUGUCGUCGACCGCUUCCGGCGCCUGGUCCGCGCCGAGGUGGUGCUGUGCGAUCAGCUGGGCCGGCCGCCCACCCAGGACGAGCUGGCCGCGGCGGCGGGCAUGAGUGCCAAGCGCCUGGUCCAGGUGCAGGCCGCCAUCCGCAAGCCCGCGGUGCUGAACGAGGCCGAGGGCGACCGCGACGAGGAGGGCGGCCUGCAGCCGUCCGCCGCCUUCGUCAUCGACUCCACGGAGGACCCCAUGCUGCGCGCCAUGCAGGCGCUGAAGCGCGUGGAGCUGGACGACGUGCUUCGCAGGCUGCCGCGGCGCGAGGUGUCGGUCAUCAAAAACCGGUUUGGGCUGGAGGACGGGCGGGAGCGCACGCUGGGCCAGUGUGGCACCUCCCACGAAGUGCACAUCACACGUGAGCGUGUGCGUCAGAUAGAAGCCAAGGCCAUCCACCGCCUGCGGUCCCCCUCGCGCUUCAAGCGCCUGGAGGGGGACUGGUGA
Molecule: messenger RNA, 1824 nt
Organism: Auxenochlorella protothecoides
Lineage: Eukaryota; Viridiplantae; Chlorophyta; Trebouxiophyceae; Chlorellales; Chlorellaceae
Product: RNA polymerase sigma factor SigA
Exons: 4
Coding region: 1-1824 (607 amino acids)
Biological process (GO): DNA-templated transcription initiation; regulation of DNA-templated transcription
Molecular function (GO): DNA-binding transcription factor activity
Source: RefSeq, a predicted model, not a curated record